UGUUCACUCUUGGUUUGGUCUCAGCAAAACGAAGAGGGAAAAGGCAGAGCUAUCGAGUGGUCCGAUUCAGGGUUUCGCUACCAAAUUCCAUUCUGCGGCGGCGCGUUCGAGAUGGCCGGUGCCGGAAUGCACCCUUACCACCAGCAAUGGACGCCAGCAGCCCCGCCUCCUCCACCACCCGCCGCUGGCACAGCUCCUCCUCCCAUCCUCGUCGAAAACCCUAAUCGCUCCGCUACUGAUGAGGUUCGAACGAUCUUCAUUACGGGUCUUCCGGAUGAUGUAAAGGAGAGGGAGCUUCAGAAUCUUUUGAGGUGGCUGCCAGGAUAUGAGGCUUCCCAAGUUAACUCGAAAGGGGAAAAGCCAAUGGGUUUCGCUUUGUUUGCUUCCGGUCAGCAGGCCAUUGCUGCAAAAGAUACACUUCAGAAUAUGGUAUUUGAUGCGGAUUCCAAGUCGGUUCUGCACACAGAGAUGGCCAAGAAAAACCUUUUUGUUAAAAGAGGAAUAGUGGCAGAUUCAAAUGCUUAUGAUCAGAGUAAGCGCAUGCGAACUGGUGGCGACUACUCGCAUGCUGGCUAUACAAGUCCAUCUCCUUUUCAUCCUCCUCCACCACCUGUUUGGGGACAUCAUGGGUUUAUGGCCCCACCUCCUCCUCCAUUUGAUCCUUAUGGAGGCUAUCCUGUUCCUCCUGUACCAAUGCCUGCUCCUGCUCCUGUGCCAGCACCUAGCAGUUAUGUGCCUGUCCAGAACACUAAAGAUAAUCCACCAUGUAAUACCUUGUUUAUUGGCAAUCUUGGAGAGAACAUAAACGAAGAAGAACUGAGAGGCUUGUUUAGCGUGCAGCCUGGUUUUAAGCAAAUGAAAAUCUUGAGACAGGAGCGGCAUACUGUCUGUUUCAUCGAGUUUGAAGAUAUGAACACUGCAACCCACGUACACCACAGUUUGCAGGGUGCAGUGAUUCCCAGUUCAGGUUCUGUUGGCAUGAGAAUACAAUUUUCGAAAAAUCCAUUUGGGAAGAGGAAAGAUGGCCACCCAAUUGGUGUACCUGCUGCCAAUGGAACUCCACCGGCUAUGACAUAUCAGUAGCUCGAAGGGGAUGUACUCUGUUUCUUAUGCUUCGACAAAUACAACUACUACAUGAUAGGAUGCAUCUUGCAGCUGUUGCAUGCAUCCAUUUCAUAUCAAGUCAUCAGCAUUAACAUUUCUCCUCAUGCAAAUGAAUUCACAUAGUGGCAUCAUCGACAUACCAUUUGGUCAUGUUACCAUGCUAUACUUAUUGUUUCAAGACAUGCAUUUGUCUGUAUGUUGUGAACGCCUGGACUUAGUGGCAAUUAUUGUUUAUCAUAUUUAGGACAAAAUAGCGCAUGGGGUCUGCAGAUUUGGUGGAAUUUCGUGAUUUUGUUCUUCAUAUUAUUAACUUCCUGUACAUUUUGACAUUUAGACUUGCCUAUCGAUGUAUACAUAUUGUUUUUCAACAUAUCAUUCUGUGUUAGGUUGUUAAA
Messenger RNA from Humulus lupulus (European hop), 1499 nucleotides. RefSeq lists its product as uncharacterized. NCBI's taxonomy places the organism in Eukaryota, Viridiplantae, Streptophyta, Magnoliopsida, Rosales, Cannabaceae. Bases 112 to 1083 code for a protein of 323 amino acids. The transcript has 9 exons. The record is from RefSeq and is a predicted model, not a curated record. Gene Ontology annotation, molecular function: mRNA binding.